AUGAACCCGCCGGACGAAAACGCCAUAACGCGGAAAAUCAACCAGCUGCGGAAGAAGCGGCAAGAAGGACCGCCGCGAAAGGAACGCACCUAUGAAGACCUCCUGCAAGAAAUGGAGAAUUGCGUAAGAAUACGCAACGGAUACAAAAUAAGCUCUAUCCUUAAGCUAACACAACUUCCAUUAAUAAUUGAUCAUUACACCAUUAUCAAAACGUUAUGUAACCGGAACAGCAUCAAUUGGGAUUUCCUCCUCAACACAGGAUGCAAAUUUCUUUCAUCCUUUAUUCAUCUAUAUAGUGAAAAUUUGUGGUUACUACCAUACCUAUUAACCAUUUGCUCCUUCCUAAAUACGAUAAGUACCUUGGCGGACUCCUACUACAACACCAGUACCAAAAAUGACAUAUAUAAUGAAGAAAACGAAGAUAUUAAUGAGAAAAACAAAUACACAAUAGAAGUACUGAACUCUAUUCGAGGCAAAAUAGGGAUAGUUAAAGGAGACAUAGAAAAACAUGGAGGGUUUGUCAUCCUCAUGUUUCAAUCAAUAAAGCUUUGCAUGAAAUUGAAUAAUAUGCAAAUAACAACAAGUUUUUUAAAGAUAAUUAACUCGACAGAUAUAGGAUACUCCUAUAUCCCCAAGUCUUUUAUUGUCCUGUUUAAGUACCAACUAGGUAAAUUAUAUUUGCAUAAAAUGGAUUAUGAAAAAGCAGAGAAGGAAUUUAUUUGGGCAUUUUCUAACUCAAGGAAGGGAAAAACAGAUUUUAAAAAAAAAUUACUGGAGAGUAUUAUAUCUAUUCGUUUGAACAAAGGACUUUACCCUCCGAAGAGAUUAGUACAGGAUUAUGAACUGACCAUUUAUAUGGAUAUUAUUCACUCCAUUAAACAGGGGAAUAUAUUCCUUUACAAUCGUGUCUUAGAUAGACACUCUAAGUACUUCUUCGACAACGGGUUGAAUGAAUGCAUCGAUCAGAUUCACUUCGUCGUCAAACGUAACCUUCUCAAAAUUGCUGUUGACUGGUGGAAUGAAACCAUUAAGGAUAAUCCAAAUAAGUUGUAUAAAGUUCCCAUUUGUAUUUUUCAUCACGUUUUUAAUUGGGCCCAAAUAACCCAGCAUCACCAUCACUUGGAGACCCUCUGCAUUAUUACCUCGCUCAUUCUUUUUAAGUACAUAAAUGCGUACGUUGCUUAUGAUAGCAACAUCCUCGUGCUUAGCAAGAACGACCCCUUUCCCUCGCUCUCCAAGUCUCGCAUGGGGCCCCGGGGCGCCGUGGAUAAGGCCUACGCUUGA
Plasmodium cynomolgi strain B is the source of this 1284-nucleotide messenger RNA. RefSeq lists its product as hypothetical. The coding region runs from base 1 to 1284 and encodes 427 amino acids. Lineage: Eukaryota; Apicomplexa; Aconoidasida; Haemosporida; Plasmodiidae. Gene Ontology annotation, cellular component: transcription export complex 2. Gene Ontology annotation, biological process: post-transcriptional tethering of RNA polymerase II gene DNA at nuclear periphery; poly(A)+ mRNA export from nucleus; transcription elongation by RNA polymerase II. Gene Ontology annotation, molecular function: double-stranded DNA binding; RNA binding. The transcript has 2 exons. The record is from RefSeq and is a predicted model, not a curated record.